CGAUGUAAGUCUAUGUUUUUGUGUUCCUAUGGCUAACGCGACCCUUCGUCUCUCGUCAGGAAUUAUGCCGCCAAGGGAAGAAGUACGUAGAGGAGGUCGUAGAGGCCGAGGUAGAGGAGCAGGAGGCCGAGGUAGAGGAGCAGGUCGUAAUCAGCCUACUGAGGGUCAAGCUGAACAACAAAUUCUUGCUGCACCCGUGACUCACGUUGAGUUUGAUGCACUGUCUGCUCACAUGGAGCAGAGGUUUACAGAACUUAUGACAGCUAUAGCUCAAAACCAGCAGGCACCUGCGGUCCCACCUGCACCUGUGGUUCCCCCUGCACCAGCAGCUCCUCCUGCCACAAGAAUUACCUAA
Messenger RNA from Cucumis sativus (cucumber), 355 nucleotides. RefSeq lists its product as uncharacterized. Bases 29 to 355 code for a protein of 108 amino acids. The record is from RefSeq and is a predicted model, not a curated record. The transcript has 2 exons. Lineage: Eukaryota; Viridiplantae; Streptophyta; Magnoliopsida; Cucurbitales; Cucurbitaceae.